GCACAAACUAAUUCCCUCACAUCCUCAAAAUCCAUAAUGGCAGAUCACAAAAGACAUCAUUACAAACACACACACAUUGUUAACAAAAGCUACCAAACCACUGAACCAUCCUCUCAGGUUCUCCCUCUCACUUCAACUCUCCCUCCUCCUCCUCCACCACCAUGUCUCAGCUUGUCCUCUUCCUUCUCCUCCUUCCACUCUGCUCCCACACUGCACUUGCAUCUCACUGCACCACAGAAACCGCCACAAAAACCUUCCAAAAAUGCAUGAACCUUCCAACACAACAAGCCUCCAUAGCAUGGACCUUCCACCCUCACAACUCUUCUUUAGAACUAGCCUUCUUUGGCAGCUUCAUCUCACCUUCCGGCUGGGUUGGCUUUGGCAUCAACCCCACUUCACCAGAAAUGACAGGAACACAAGCCUUAAUUGCCUUCCCUGACCCAAACACAGGACAGAUAGUCCUUCUCCCUUACAUUCUAGACCCAUCAGUGAAACUCCAAAAAUCACCACUUCUCUCGCACCCCCUUGACAAUAUCCACCUCCUCUCUUCAAAUGCAGCCUUGUAUGGUGGCAAAAUGGCCACAAUUCACAAUGGUGCCACCAUCCAAAUCUAUGCCACAAUCAAACUUCAACCAAACAGAACAAAAAUCCACUAUGUUUGGAAUAGAGGACUCUAUGUUCAAGGCUACUCCCCCACCAUUCAUCCAACAACAUCCUCUGACCUCUCUUCAACUGCCACCUUUGAUGUCUUGUCAGGAUCAUCUUCUGCUCCUCAACACAAUGAUCUCACAAUGCUGAGAGUGAUCCAUGGCACCUUGAAUGCAAUCUCAUGGGGCAUUCUGCUGCCAAUGGGAGCCAUCACUGCUCGUUACCUCAGGCACAUUCAAUCAUUAGGCCCUGUUUGGUUCUAUGCUCAUGCAGGGAUUCAACUCUUUGGUUUCAUUCUUGGAACUGUUGGUUUUGCAAUUGGAAUUCGCCUUGGGGAGCUUUCUCCUGGGGUGGAGUACAGGCUGCACAGGAAGCUUGGAAUUGCUGUGUUCUGUUUGGGUGCUAUGCAGACUCUGGCUCUGCUUUUCAGGCCAAAUGAGAGGAACAGGUUCAGGAAGUAUUGGAAGUCUUACCACCAUUUUGUUGGGUACUCUUGUGUGGUGCUUGGGUUUGUGAAUGUGUUUCAGGGGUUUGAAGUGAUGGGGGCUAGCAGGUCUUAUGCUAAGUUGAGUUACUGCUUAGGACUUUCUACCAUGAUUGGUGUUUGCAUUGCUUUGGAGGUGAACUCUUGGGUAGUGUUCUGUAGAAAAUCCAAGGAAGACAAGAUGAGGAGAGAGGGACUUAUUGGAAGUUCUGAUAAAGGGAGUAGUGGUAUCCAGAAUUGAGGAAUGCUGAGAGGAACACAAUUUGACAUUCAACAUGUUUGAGUGGCACCAUCUUUUGUAUCACCUUCUUUUUCCUCAUAAUCAAUUACUAAAGGAUUUCUCACUUUAUGAUGA
Molecule: messenger RNA, 1487 nt
Organism: Lotus japonicus
Lineage: Eukaryota; Viridiplantae; Streptophyta; Magnoliopsida; Fabales; Fabaceae
Product: cytochrome b561 and DOMON domain-containing protein At2g04850
Exons: 1
Coding region: 162-1373 (403 amino acids)
Source: RefSeq, a predicted model, not a curated record